Messenger RNA from Glycine soja, 924 nucleotides. RefSeq names its product pathogenesis-related protein STH-2-like. Gene Ontology annotation, biological process: defense response; abscisic acid-activated signaling pathway. The record is from RefSeq and is a predicted model, not a curated record. The transcript has 2 exons. Gene Ontology annotation, cellular component: cytoplasm; nucleus. The coding region runs from base 162 to 644 and encodes 160 amino acids. NCBI's taxonomy places the organism in Eukaryota, Viridiplantae, Streptophyta, Magnoliopsida, Fabales, Fabaceae. Gene Ontology annotation, molecular function: signaling receptor activity; abscisic acid binding; protein phosphatase inhibitor activity.
CCAAACUUAUCCCAUUCUAUUAAAGGCCUCAUUUCCACGAAACUCACUUCAUAUAGGGGCUGCUGGACCUAUAAAACACAAGUCCUUCCCUCUUGAUCUAGCAUCAUAUCUACAUUCACUACUUUGAUUCCCUGAGGUUUCUGCAAUCUACAAAAUUCACUAUGGGAAUCACAACCUUUACACAGGAAUACUCCUCCUCUGUUGCCCCAUCACGCAUGUUCAAGGCCUUGAUUGUAGACUCCAGAAAUUUGCUUCCAAAGCUCUUACCUCAGUUUGUAAAAGAUGUGAAUGUAAUCCAGGGUGAUGGUGAAGCUGGAAGCAUUGAACAAGUUAACUUCAAUGAAGAUAACCCCUUCAAAUAUCUGAAACACAGGAUAGAUGUGCUUGAUAAGGACAACUUGGUUUGCAAAUACACUAUGAUUGAAGGGGAUCCAUUGGGUGACAAGCUUGAGUCUAUAGGUUAUGAGGUGAAGUUUGAGGCUACUAGUGAUGGAGGUUGCCUCUGCAAAAUGACAAGCAAUUACAAUACCAUUGGAGAGUUUGAUGUUAAAGAGGAAGAGGUAAAGGAAGGAAGGGAAAGUGGUAUUGCAGUUUACAGAGUUGUGGAGUCAUACCUGCUAGAGAACCCACAAGUGUAUGCUUAAUCAUCUAUUUAUUUAUUGUGUCAUGUAUCAUAAGAUAUACAAACAUAUUCAAAUUUUUAAUAGCAGUGUGCAACCAAAUAUAGGGUUGUUUAGAAUGGUUGCAAAGACUUGAAUUCCUUAAUAAGUCCUUAUUGUAUGAACAGCAAAAAAAUGGCGAGUGGUUUGGCAAAAAUAUUUGUAUUUUGGUAGUAACAAAGAGUCCAAGAGUAGUUUUUUUUACCUUUACUUCAUGAAUUCCAAUGUACUUAAACAAAGAAGCAACAAUUCAUUUCUGUGUAAA